Messenger RNA from Naegleria gruberi, 1221 nucleotides. RefSeq lists its product as uncharacterized. Lineage: Eukaryota; Heterolobosea; Eutetramitea; Acrasida; Naegleriidae. The record is from RefSeq and is a predicted model, not a curated record. The transcript is spliced from 2 exons. The coding region runs from base 1 to 1200 and encodes 399 amino acids. Gene Ontology annotation, molecular function: protein binding.
AUGGCAACGUUAGGAGAUCUUGUUCAAGCUUCACCAUCAAAACCUUCUACUCUUUUUAAACCAAAACUAAAAGAAGAGGCAGAAGAAGAUGGAGUCAUAAAAACACCUGUGAGAUCAAGAACAGCAAAAAGACAACCAGUCAAGAAGGAAGAAAAAAAAACAAAAAAGUCACCAGCUAAAAAGAAGGAUGAAUCCGAUGAUUCUGAUGAUGAUGAAGCAGAUUCAUCUUCAGAUGAUGUAGUAGAAUCAUCCGAGGAAUACGAUUUUUCUGAUGAUGAUAAAAAGAAAAAGAAAAAAACCACUAGGAAAACAACAGCAAAGAAGCCAAAAAGUGGAAAGAAGAAAGCAGCCGAUUCGGAAAAUGCUAGUAUUUGCCCAUACCCAGUCGACAAGACAACAUCAAAAAUUAAUGACAAGGAUAUGAGGAUUCUUUUCAAAGCUGCAGGUGAAUUAGGGGAUUUGGAUAAAGUCAAAAAUAUUGUAAAAUCCAAAGGAGAUAGUGAAGUAAUUUCUCUUAGAGAUACUGAUGGAUGGUCUGCAAUUUUACAAGCUUGCAGAUUUGGAAAUGUCGAUAUUGUUAAUUAUCUUGUCAAGAUUGGAGCUAAACUUAAUGUUCAUGCAUCAUGUAAGAGAACAACUUUGCAUAUGGCUGCCUUGUGGGGAUACAAGGAAGUUGUACAGGCCUUAAUUGACGCAGAUAAAUCUCCAGAAUUCUUAAUGUCCAAAGAUGCAUGGGGCUUAUCAUCCUACAUUUUGGCCGAACGUCAAGGUAAUACAGAGAUUGCUAACCUUAUCAAAUCAAACAUUCCAGAAGAUUUAUUAAAGAAAGAGGAAGAAGAACUCAAACAAAAGAAAUCAAGAAAAAAGGUCAAGUCAGAAGAUGAUGGAAAGAAAAAGACCACAAAGAAAACCACUAAAAAAAAGGCUCCUGCCAAGAAGAAGAAACUUUUGGAUGAUGAUGAGGAAUCCUCCAGUAGUGAUGAAUCUUCAAGCGAAGAAUCCUCCAGUGAAGAAGAAGUGGACAAUAAAUCAAAGAAGAGAAAAAAGAAGGAAAGCAGUUCUGAAGAAGAAAGCAGCUCUGAAGAAGAAGUUAAGAAAAAGCCACCUCCAAAGAAAACCAAACAAGAACCAAAGAAAGCUCCAGCCAAGCAAUCUGUCUCCAAAAAGAAGAAUAAGAUCAUUGACGAUGAUGAUGAAUAAACUCUAAACUAUUUAUUUUAC